AUGAUUGGGAGCAGGGGCUUUGUGUUUACGAGGGGCAUCUCCACCUCCGUUCCCCGACGCGCUGUGUACAACAACAUCACAGAGGCCAUCGGCAAAACCCCCGUGAUCAAGGUGAACCGGCUGGCGCCCGCCGGCAUCAACCUCUACGUGAAGUGCGAGUACUUCAACCCCCUGAGCUCCGUGAAGGAUCGGCUUGCCAUUGCCAUCAUCGAGGACGCUGAGCAGAGGGGAGAGCUGAAGCCUGGCGGCACGGUCGUGGAGGCUACAAGUGGCAACACCGGCAUCGCACUAGCAAUGGUCUGUGCCCAGCGAGGGUACAAGUUCGUCUCCACCAUGGCGGCCUCCUUCUCGGUGGAGCGACGGAAGGUGAUGAGGAUGCUGGGUGCGAAAGUCGUUGUGACGCCGGCACCGUUGGGUGGCACUGGCAUGGUGCUCAAAGCCGAGGAGUUGGCUGAGAAACAUGGCUGGUAUCUGGCUCGGCAGUUUGAAAACGAGGCGAAUCCUGCCUACCACGCCAAGACAACUGGGCCCGAGAUCCUCGCGGACUUCGAGGGUAAGACCUUGGACUACUGGGUGACAGGCUAUGGGACGGGCGGCACCUUCCAAGGAGCAGGCAAAGUGCUGAAGGAGGCACGUCCUGGCCUGAAGAUCAUCCUCUCCGAGCCCAAGGGCGCAGCAUUGAUCAGCAGUGGCAUCAAGCAGGAGAGGAAGGAGGUUCUGGGAAAAUUCGGUGCACCGGCGAAGGGGCACCCGGCCUGGAAUCCUCAUCCUAUCCAGGGAUGGACACCGAACUUCAUUCCGAAAGUGACGGAGGAUGGUCUGGAGAUGAAGGUCCACGAUGAGGUCCUUACCGUCGACCCGCAGGAGGCCAUGAAGACCUCGCACGCUUUGGCAAGGAUGGAGGGCAUCUUCUGCGGGACCUCCGGUGGGGCCACCGUGGCAACAGCACUGGAGGCGAGUCUGAAAUACAAGUGUGCGGCGCUUGGCUGGACGAACCCAUGGCUCCACAACUGCGCAGCCGUGAGUGAUGGCACGCAGGCUCCUCGCCUUCGCCCCGCGGUUUCGGUCCCGGCCAUGCUCGCUGCCAAGCAGGCGGCUGUGGCCGCAGCCCUGGUGGCUGCGCUCCACGCGGCGCUGAGCUUCGUAGGCCCGGCACGCACGAAUGCUGGCGCUGGGGCGUCCCUGCGAGGCGCCGUCCGACCCGAGACGAGCACAGUUUCUGAUGGCCAGGGCCUGGGGCUUUCUGCUGGGAGUCUGGCUGCCGUGGCGCUUGCCGGUGCAGUGGCCGUGCGAGCUCGCAAGUCCACAGCGCUGCGAGCCACCAGGGUGGAGUGGUUCAGGAAGGUGAAGCGCAUCAGUGGAGAUCGUGCGGUGUUCGAUGUCUCCAUCCCGAAGCCACUGGGCUUGGCGUUGGAGGCCUUCCCUGAUGGCCGAGGCGUGGGCAUCAGUUCUAUCACCCCGGAGAGCAAUGCGGACCAGCUCAACAGGAAGGUCUGCAUCACCGAGGAGGACAAUGGUAUGUGGAUCUUGGAGGGUGACAGAGUCAUCGGUGUCAACGGCACGGAGACCGUUGAUUCCACGGUCGAGGACAUCGCAAAGUUGGUAGGGGAGUCCGAGGGCGACUCGGUGACCCUGACGCUGGUGCGCAACACUCGAAACGGCCCCAUCAAGGUGGUGAUCAUGCCAGACAAGAAGUUUGCGACUGUCCGCCGGAAUGCGAGGCUGUCCUCUGCUGUGGAGUUCGCCCUCGGCAGGGAGAUUAAGUACGGUUGCAUUGAUGGAUGGUGUGGCACCUGCUGGCACCGUGAGCGUACGACGGGGUGGCUUUUCAAGCCGUGCUCCGACAUGAUCACCUCAGAUUGGGACAACGUCAUGCCCAUGGUGCUCUUUCCGAAGCCAGAGAAGGCCGGUGAUGCGACGCUUCUGCAGCCCCGCGGCGCCUGA
This is a messenger RNA of Symbiodinium sp. CCMP2592, 1944 nucleotides long. The record is from the annotation of a GenBank genome assembly. NCBI's taxonomy places the organism in Eukaryota, Dinophyceae, Suessiales, Symbiodiniaceae.